This is a messenger RNA of Cordyceps militaris CM01, 2055 nucleotides long. Its product is annotated as eukaryotic translation initiation factor subunit eIF2A, putative. Lineage: Eukaryota; Fungi; Ascomycota; Sordariomycetes; Hypocreales; Cordycipitaceae. The transcript is spliced from 3 exons. The record is from RefSeq and is a predicted model, not a curated record. The coding region runs from base 1 to 2055 and encodes 684 amino acids. Gene Ontology annotation, molecular function: protein binding; translation initiation factor activity; tRNA binding. Gene Ontology annotation, biological process: translational initiation. Gene Ontology annotation, cellular component: cytosolic small ribosomal subunit.
AUGUUACGAGCCAUGGCUUCUCCGUUGCAGUUUGCCUACCGCACCCUCAAGCACAUUGGUGUCUUUGACGCCGCUCCAGCCUACGAACCCCUCCCUGGCUUCACCAAGCCCGAGGGUAACCUUCGCUGCUGUGCAUACUCACCAUGUGGUCGCUACUUUGGAUGGGCCUCACCCGAGGCCGUCAGCGUCAUUGACGCCUCCAACGGCGCCGCCAUUCUCACUCUCCCCAUGACCAGCGUCUACGAGCUCGGCUUCUCGCCUCAAGGUACCUUUGUCAUCACGUGGGAGCGUCCUGCCAAGGAUGACAAUGGCGACGCCACCAAAAACUUGAAGAUCUGGCGCACAGUCGAAGAUGGUGUUGCUGCCGCUGAUAAGCAGCCCAUUGGCCGCUUCGUCCAGAAGCAGCAGGGAGGUUGGAACCUCCAGUACACGGCCGACGAAAAGUACUGCGCACGCCUCGUCACCAACGAGGUGCAAUUCUAUGAGACUCACGAUCUCAUCACUGUCUGGAACAAGCUUCGCGUCGAGGGAGUCGCUAAUUUCGCUCUCGCUCCCGGAAGCAAGAACCACGCUGUCGCAGUCUUUAUCCCUGAGCGCAAGGGCCAACCCGCCUCCGUUCGCGUUUUCAAUGUCCCAGAGUUCAACGCCCCCAUUUCUCAAAAGACAUUUUUCAAGGGCGACAAGGUCCAGCUCAAGUGGAACAAGCGCGGCUCCAGCAUCCUCGUGCUGGCGCAGACCGAUGUUGACCGCUCCGGCAAGAGCUACUACGGCGAGACGACGCUCUAUCUCUUGAGCACGAACGGUGCGUUUGACGCUCGCGUCUCGCUUGAUAAAGAGGGGCCCAUCCACGAUGUCUCCUGGUCGCCCAACUCUCGUGAGUUCGGUGUCGUCUACGGGUACAUGCCUGCCAAGGCCACCAUCUUCAACGAUCGAGCCGUCGCUACCCACUCUUUCCCUCUAAGCCCUCGUAACACAAUCACGUUCUCUCCCACCGGUCGUUUCGUCCUUGUGGCUGGCUUUGGAAACCUUGCUGGUCAGAUUGACGUCUACGAUCUUGAAAAGGACUACCGAAAGGUGACCACCAUUGAGAGCGGCAACCCCAGCGUUUGCGAGUGGAGCCCCGACAACCGGUAUAUCAUGACUGCCACGACGUCACCGCGACUUCGUGUUGACAAUGGUGUCAAGCUGUGGCACGUCGCAGGCACGCUCAUGUACAGCGAAGAUAUGGUUGAACUGUACAAUGUUGUCUGGAGGCCGCAGGCACCCGAGGCCGCCGCGCCAGGAGAUCCUCUCACGACUGUGCCCCCUCCCCAUGCUUCCGCGGCCACGUACCUUGGCACCGUCAAGACGCCGAGCAAGCCUGCUGGUGCUUACCGCCCCCCUGGUGCGCGCGGCCUGGCUACUCCGUUGCAUUUCAAGCGUGAAGACGAGGGUGGGGCGGCUCAUGUUGUGAGCAAUGGCACUCAAAAUGUCGGGCCCAACGGUUUUGGUCGUGCUCGCCGCGCCGUCCCCGGCGCGGAGCCUGCCGAGUCUGGUUCUGCUCCUGCGCGUGGGGUCCCUGGAGCUGAGCCGGCUGAAAACGACGCCGGCAAGAAGGGCAAGAAGAAGAGAAGCAAGAGGAACAAUACUAACCAGGGCGAUGGCAAACUCGAGGCGGAGCCAAACGGCGGCGCUAGUCUCGCCCCUCCUCAGCCAGGAAAGGACGGCCGCAGUCCUGAGAGACGUGGUGGUGCUGGUGCGGGUGCUGGCGCCAAUGACCGCAAUUUCCGCAGCCGCUCCAGACACAAUGGCGACAAUCGCAGCCGCAGCAACACCCACCAGGGACAGCGCAACGGCGGCAAUGCCGCUCAGCAGACUCCCGCCCAGGAUGCUGGCGCCGCCGAUUCUAACCCUCAUGCUAAGAAGAUCCGCAGUCUGCAGAAAAAGGUCCGCGCCAUUGAGGAUUUGGAGAUGCGGCUAGCGGGCGGCGAGAAGCUCGAGGAUACGCAAAUGAAGAAGAUCAACACCAAAUCGGCUGUGAUCAAGGAGCUGCAGGGCCUGGGUGACGAGCCCUAG